AUGUUCACAGUUUUUGGGAUACCACCGGCUCCUAGAAAAGUACCACAAAUCAAAAACUGCUUUGAAAUAGAUGACAAUGGGAUCCUCACAGUGACAUCAGAGAUAGUAUCAACAGGUGUGACUGAGAAACUGACAAUUACCAACCAAAAUGGAAGACUCUCUAAGGAUGAAAUUGAGAAGAUGGUUAAAGAUGCUGACAAGUACAAACAUGAGGAUGAAGAAUACAAGAAGAAAGCAAGUGCAUUCAAUGCAUUAGAAGACUGCUUACACACCAUGAAGAAUAAGAUGAAAAACACAAGGAACCGUAAAAAGUUGAUGAAAAUGGAACAUGCGGUUGCUGACACGACCAAGUGGCUUGAGCAUAACCAAGCUGCAUCUGCUGAUGAGCUCGUGCGCAUGAAGGAAUAUCUUGAGUCUAUAUGCGUGUGA
This is a messenger RNA of Lactuca saligna, 429 nucleotides long. The record is from the annotation of a GenBank genome assembly. Lineage: Eukaryota; Viridiplantae; Streptophyta; Magnoliopsida; Asterales; Asteraceae.